This is a messenger RNA of Morchella sextelata, 1434 nucleotides long. RefSeq lists its product as uncharacterized. Lineage: Eukaryota; Fungi; Ascomycota; Pezizomycetes; Pezizales; Morchellaceae. Bases 1 to 1434 code for a protein of 477 amino acids. The record is from RefSeq and is a predicted model, not a curated record. The transcript has a single exon. Gene Ontology annotation, molecular function: nucleic acid binding; zinc ion binding.
AUGCUGGCUGACUGGAUUCAAAGACUGCCGAAAGAUGGUCCAGCCCAAGUCCCAGAAGGCGUAGCAGCCACACUAGCACAAUUGGAAAGGACCAUGCAGCAGCAGGUCUCCUUGGUAGAUGGGUUCUCUGGAACAAAGACGGCCUUAGAAGAAAUGGUGGAGCAGAUGAAGGAAACAGCCCGUAAAGCGGCUGCGGAAAAACCACUGGCCCCAGAAACAGGUGGCGGCGGAUCAGGCCCACCUCCCCAACCACCUCCCCAACAACCAGUCGUCCCUCCAGCUGGCUCCGAAUCCAGUGAAGGCCUCGAAGACCAAAGCCAACAAGGGAAGCAAGGAGGUCAAGAAGCACAAGGGGGAGGUAAUGGGAAUGGCAAUAAGGGAGGUAACGCCCCGGAAGCACCCGGAUCAUCCCCAUCGGAUUCCUCAGACUCGGAAGGCGAACGCCGCAAGCGGCUGGAACGAAAAAAAACGAAGACAGGACAGGAAAGGAGGCGCCAACGAGAGCAAGAACUUUCGCACCCCCCUCGCGCCACCGUAGGCGAUGCACCCAAAAAGGCCAACAUUCCCUUCUCCGGAAGAGCCGAUCAAGACGUAAGACUCUGGAUCGACCAGAUGGAGAUUCUAAUCAGUCUCCAGAAAAAGGUCCAAUGGGAUGACGGCACCAAGAUUAUGUGGGCAUCCCUCGAGUUUACCGGUAGUGCGGCGAACUUUUGGCGGAACUUUACGGAGAGGUUGGCGGUGGAUAGAAGCAUCGGAACCUGGGAACGGUUCAAACAGGAACUUCGCACCCAAUAUGGCAAUCGUACGAGUCAGGAACAGGCUAAGCAGAAGAUGGACAAGCUCCGUCAAACUGGCCCAAUCGACGACUACAUUAACGAGAUGCAGAACCUGGAAUGGGAUGCACGAGUUGGACCAGUUGUCAUGAGGUCCAUCAUCCUAACAGGAAUAAACUCCUCGCUGGAACAGAGGCUCUCUAACGCGAUUGAGGAGCCUGAAGAUUUCGUGGACUGGUUAGCCUGGGUACGAAAAGUUGGACGUAAGGACCACGAGGUGAAGGCUCGGAAGGAAAUCCUGCGAGGUAAAGACACUGUGAAACCUCGCGAGGAGAAAACGGAACGGCGGAAAUCGCGCAACAACGCAAAUCCCCGGAAAACUUUUCUCGCAUCAGCCAACAACUCCAAGACCUCGGAUGACUUAGGUGUCACCAAAGAAGAAAAGGAGAAAUGGCAGAAGGAAGGAAAGUGUUUCCGUUGUGGUAGAGAUAACCACUUCGUAAAGGAUUGCGUGGCGACGAGUAAGGUCAGGUUAACGAACCUGAAAAGAAAAGAGUAUCCUUCCGGGAGAAAGGACCACGGAAGGGAGGGUGAUAAGAAACGGAAAUUGGGGCCACAAAAUGAGGCAUUCAGGGCAAGGAUUACGAAUUUGGAGGACUAA